CGCACUUUUAUGUCAACAAUCGAGCACAACAUUUUAACCAGCACAGAGCACAAAACAUUAAUUUUACGGAGAAUGGAUAGAGAAUCAGGUGAUAUAGACUGCGUAGCAUGUGGAUAUGCUAUUAAAUAUAAUCAGAGAGGUGGAUUUACUGCCUGCGGACACGGUCAUAUACAUUAUAACUGCAGUUAUUUAGGAGUAAGCUGCGAAAUAUGCUCAAGAGCAUUAACAUUUGAUGUCAAUCAAAGUGAAAAUGAGUAUUUGACAUUCGAUAUGAAUACUAAUCGACGUGAUGAAGAUCAAAGCUCAGAUAGUUCCGAAAUGUUUGGCUUAUUGUACGAAAUAAAGCAAUUGCUUGUUGAACAGAAAGCAGAGCAGGCAAAACAAGCUAAGAUCAUCGAGGAACUGAAAGAAGAAAUCAAAGAGUACAAAAUGAAGGAAAAUAAGAUUCACGAACUACAAAACGACAUCCUGCAAAUCAAGUACGACAAAAUCAUGAAGGAUCAAAAGGAUUUAGAGGAAAAGGUGAAUAAAUUAACAUGCAAAGACUGAAUCAUCGUCUGCUCCUUCUUGCCAAUCAUUGUGCUGUGCCUUCGUAUUCUGAACCAUAAGAAUAAGUCAUUUCAAAUAGUUUACGAGUCUCUAUGAAAGUUAUUUUUUGUUAAUUAAUUUUUUGAUAUAAAGUAAAUAAAAUACAAGUGUUUUUUUAAAGGAUA
Molecule: messenger RNA, 713 nt
Organism: Chironomus riparius
Lineage: Eukaryota; Metazoa; Arthropoda; Insecta; Diptera; Chironomidae
Source: the annotation of a GenBank genome assembly